AGUACUCCUUCAUCAUCAGUCCCUACUCCUUCAUCAUCAGUCCGUACUCCUUCAUCAUCAGUCCGUACUCCUUCAUCAUCAGUCCCUACUCCUUCAUCAUCAGUCCCUACUCCUUCAUCAUCAGUCCCUAAUCCUUCAUCUUCAGUGACUACUCCUUCAUCCUCAGUCCCUACUCCUUCAUCAUCAGUCCCUACUCCUUCAUCAUCAGUCCCUAAUCCUUCAUCAUCAGUGCCUACUCCUUCAUCAUCAGUCCCUACUCCUUUAUUAUCAGUUCCUACCCCUUCAUCAUCAGUCCCUACUCCUUCAUCAUCAGUGCCUAAUCCUUCAUCAUCAGUCCCUACUCCUUCAUCAUCAGUCCCUACUCCUUCAUCAUCAGUCCCUACCCCUUCAUCAUCAGUCCCUAAUCCUUCAUCAUCAGUGCCUACUCCUUCAUCAUCAGUGCCUACUCCUUCAUCAUCAGUCCCUACUUCUUCAUUAUCAGUUCCUAAUUCUUUAUCAUCAGUCCCUACUCCUUCAUCAUCAGUGCCUAAUCCUUCAUCUUCAUUCCCUACUCCUUUAACAUCAGUCCCUACUCCUUCAAAACCAGUCCCUACUCCUUUAAAACCAGUCCGUACUCCUUCAUCUUCAGUACCUACUCCUUCAUCACCAGUCCCUACUCCGUCAAAACCCGUACCUAAUCCUUUAAAACCAGUCCCUACUCCUUCAUCAUCAGUAACUACUCCUUCAUCAUCAGUCCCUACUCCUUCAAUACCAGUCCCUACUCCUUUUAAACCAGUCCCUACUCCUUUACUAUCAGUACCUACUCCAUCAUCAGUCCCUACUCCUUCAAAACCAGUCCCUAUUCCUUUAUCACCAGUCCCUACUUCUUCGUCAUCAGUCCCUACUACUUCAUUAUCAGUCCUAUCACUUUAUAAUCAGUCGCUACUACUUCAUCAUCAAUCCCUAAUCCUUCAAAACCAGUCCCUACUUCUUUAAAACCAGUCCCUACUCCUUCAUCAUCAGUACCUACUCCAUCAUCAGUCCCUACUCCUUUAAAACCAGUCCCUACUCCUUUAUCAUCAGUCCCUACUACUUCAUCAUCAGUCCCUAAUCCUUUAAAACCAGUCCCUACUCCUUCAUCAUCAGUACGUUCUCCAUCAUCAGUCCUUGCUCCUUUAAAACCAGUCCCUACUCCUUUAAAACCAGUCCGUACUCCUUCAUCUUCAGUACCUACUCCUUCAUCACCAGUCCCUACUCCGUCAAAACCCGUACCUAAUCCUUUAAAACCAGUCCCUACUCCUUCAUCAUCAGUAACUACUCCUUCAUCAUCAGUCCCUACUCCUUCAAUACCAGUCCCUACUCCUUUUAAACCAGUCCCUACUCCUUUAUUAUCAGUACCUACUCCAUCAUCAGUCCCUACUCCUUCAAAACCAGUCCCUAUUCCUUUAUCACCAGUCCCUACUUCUUCAUCAUCAGUCCCUACUACUUCAUUAUCAGUCCUAUCACUUUAUAAUCAGUCGCUACUACUUCAUCAUCAAUCCCUAAUCCUUCAAAACCAGUCCCUACUUCUUUAAAACCAGUCCCUACUCCUUCAUCAUCAGUACCUACUCCAUCAUCAGUCCCUACUCCUUUAAAACCAGUCCCUACUCCUUUAUCAUCAGUCCCUACUACUUCAUCAUCAGUCCCUAAUCCUUUAAAACCAGUCCCUACUCCUUCAUCAUCAGUACGUUCUCCAUCAUCAGUCCUUGCUCCUUUAAAACCAGUCCCUACUUCUUUGAAAUCAGUCCCUACUCCUUCAUCAUCAGUACCUACUCCGUCAUAAGUCCCUACUCCUUUAAAACCAGUCCCUACUCCUCUAUCAUCAGUCCCUACUACUUCAUCAUCAGUCCCUAAUCCUUUAAAACCAGUCCCUACUCCUUCAUCAUCAGUACCUACUCCAUCAUCAGUCCCUGCUCCUUUAAAACCAGUCCCUACUCCUUUAAAACCAGUCCCUACUCCUUCAUAAUCAGUUCCCACUCCUUCAAUAUCAGUCCCUACUCCUUCAUCAUCAGUCCCUACUCUAUCAUCAUCAGUCCCUACUCCUUCAUAAUCAGUCCCUACUCCUUCAUCAUCAGUCCAUACUACUUCUAUAACAGUCCCUACUCCUUUAUUAUCAGUCCCUACUACUCCAAUAUCAGUCCCUACACCAUUAUCAUAUGCUUCUACUUCAAUAUCAGUCCCUACUCCUUCAUCAUCAGUCCCUACUCUAUCAUCAUCAGUCCCUACUCCUUCAUAAUCAGUCCCUACUCCUUCAUCAUCAGUCCCUACUACUUUAACAUCAGUCCCUACUCCUUUAUCAUCAGUCCCUACUACUUUAAUAUCAGUCCCUACUCCUUCAUCAUCAGUCUCUACUCCCUUACAAUAAACUUCACAAAAAACAUUUGGGGCACAAAGCCUGAAUAAGUUAUCCGCCGGAUAGGCGCUAACCGCCGGAUAAAAUCCCUAUCCAGCGGAUAGUUAUUCGGCGGAUAAAAUAGCGGUGCACAAAGCGUGGAUAGAAGGCUGGAUAACUAUCCGAUGAAUAGCCAUCAUUACCACUAAAUGGCUUCCCGUUUCCAUGGUAAAUAUACAAAGCGCGCGUUGUUUUUCCUUCAAACAAAAUGGCGACCGUUUAAAAAGCUAUUAAAAGUGCCAGAUAACAAAUAGUUUAUCGAGGCAAAGUGCAUGUAAAUCACGGAAUGAUCAAAGGGGAUAGGGUUUAGCUUCUUCCUGUCUUCGGGAGUCACAUUUCCCGACAGAACGGACUAUAUAGUUUGAUUUCAGUCCUACCAGAGCUGCAUGUAAGUUCUCGUAGUUCAUUGUGAAUAUAUCAACUGUAAAAGAGUCGCUUGCUUGUGUUUUUACUUUCACUGUGUCUAAAAUGAAUCUAAAUUUUGGCAAUAAAUUUUAAAACAAGACGCCAUUUUGUUUUUUCUUCACAUUUAUUCAGUAGAUAAGAUUAUAUCCGACCUUUAUCAUUCGGAUAACUUUAACCGCUGGAUAACUUUUAUUCGGGCUUUGUGCAACGGAGUCACGCCACUCGGAUAACUUUUAUCCGCUGGAUAAAGAUUUAACCGGUGGAUAAGACUGAUCCAGGCUUUGUGAAACCGGUCCCAUGGGGCACAAUCACCUGCGCACAAUCACCUCCCAAUCUUUGCUAAGCAACGUCACCGUCACUGCGUUGGGCCUGGUGCUGUAGUGAUUGUGUAGCUACACUGAAUCCAGAGACUUAAAAUGACGGUAGAAGUAAUGACGGUUAAGACUUAAAAUGACGGUAGAAGUAAUGACGGUUAAGACUUAUAAUGACGGCAGAAGUAAUGACGGUUAAGACUUAAAAUGACGGUAGAUGUAAUGACGGUUAAGACUUAUAAUGACGGCAGAGGUAAUGACGGUAAAGACUUAUAAUGAAGGUGAAGUCUUAUAAUGACGGCAGAAGUAAUGACGAAUAAAACGAUAAGUUCAGCCACGAAAACAAAGAACAUAUCAUUUCUGCUUCCUUAUAAUUUCAUUAUCAUGCCUAGAAACGAGCAUUUCCCAGAGUUCAACUAAUAAAAGACAUCUUUAAAAUGAAACUUUUUAAGCACACUUUCAUUCAUAUCUAAUAAUUCUGGGCACGGGAUUUAGUUUCACAUGUCAGCACAUUAGUUUUGAGAGAUCUCCAUCAAAGAUAAUGAACACGAUAAGACGCAAACCUCUCGCUAGUCUCGCUAGACCUGACAACAGUAUUGCAAUCUAAUCGUAAUCAAACACACCCGUGUGGUUAACAAGGCCUGACAACAGUAUUGCAAUCUCCUAAUCGUAAUCAAACACACCCGUGUGGUUAACAGUCAUGGGAAGGGGCGCCACCACAUUGUGACAUUAACCGGCGCGCGCACAUUCAUGCAAUUACCGGUGAAAAUAAAUAGCUUUCA
This is a messenger RNA of Nematostella vectensis (starlet sea anemone), 3908 nucleotides long. Its product is annotated as flocculation protein FLO11-like. The transcript is spliced from 2 exons. The annotation marks the transcript as partial. The record is from RefSeq and is a predicted model, not a curated record. Lineage: Eukaryota; Metazoa; Cnidaria; Anthozoa; Actiniaria; Edwardsiidae.